GGGUGUGGUUAUUCAAGGAAGUGAACAAUUCGUAUUCGACAUUGAUGAAUUGGCAACAUAUGCAUUUAAGAAUGAACUGCUCUGAAAUGUAAGGGAGUUAGUCUUAUAAGUGCAAGGCUCCCCAAGAAAGGAAAUAUAGUUUAGUGUAUUCAGAGGCACGUGAUUAAGUGUUUAAACUGUAAGGAUGACAAGUUUUGCUAUUGGAAAUGAUAAUGAUGGAGUCCGUAAAGAAAAGAUAUCUGGAAACUGGACACUCAAGACUUUUAAAACAGAAUCGACGGAAAUCGACUUCAUAAACAAUUUUUCUGAACCUCCUUCCCUGCAACGUAUUGCAGUAGUGUCGGUUGCAGUUGGGCUAUGUAUGGCUCCUGAUAUAAGGAAUGAAAUGACGCCUACUUCAGUAGGUUUUUUCUCAAACGAUAGCAGACUUAUGGCUGAGUUGGAGAAAAGAAUAUUAAACAGAUUGUCCACUAUCUCUUUGCCCUCAUCCCUGAAGACCGAAAUCUCAUACGUUAUUCUUCCCAUUUUGAUGCAGUUGUCGAAAGCGCUUCAUAGUUACUGCAUAUGGACAGAAUAUAAAAGAAAUCUCUGGGAGUAUUACUUGAAGCAUGGUACAAUUUAUUGGAGAGUUGAGGGAACAGUUGACAUAGUGAAAUCCCUUACGGAACUAUUCGAUAAGGGACGCUUAGGAAGCUUAAAUAUUAGCCAUUUGUAUAAGCGAGCUUGCUCUCGCUGUUUAGGGGAAUAUGCUUCAAUUUUGUGGGAGAAAAUUCCAGAACAAUUUAGAAACCUAUUUAGAAUCGUUCUGGUUUGGGAAAAUUACAAGCGUGAUUUGAUAAUAUAUUGGACCUCUGUCCUCGAGAAUAAUUUAGGGAGUUUACUAACUAGACUCAUAGAUCAUGAAAACAUAUACGAUGAUAAGCUUAGUAUUGAUGUAAAUAUGAUUGCUUGUUCGAUUCGAGUAAGUAAUAUAGUUGCCCUAAAGCACUUUUGGAAAAAAUUGUCGGAGCAGGAGAAAAAUGAUCAUUUGAGUAAAUGGCUUUUGCAAGCUACUCGACGUAUGGAAUUUAUAUAUAGUCUAUUUUAUCAGAAUCCUUCAGAAACUUUAGAUGUUUUAUGUUUUUUAUUAUCUCAUGUCAAUCGUAUAACUCAAAUGACCGAAUUUUUUCAGAAUCAUUCUAUCGUAUUAGUGUUUUUGUUCAGAAGUUGGCCAUAUCAAAGAAUAUUCUUGUCCACAAUUUUUGAACUAUUGAAUAAUCUUCAAGAAGACACUUAUUCAUUUAUAAUGCAGAAUAUUAGUUCAACGAUGAAAUUUCAGGGUUACAUGGGAAAUGAAAUGAUGAUUUUUAAAGAAAUAUGGAGUGCCAGUUCUUUAAGACUAAGACGAUCAUUUCUGAAAAAUGAACUUCUUUGCUUAGAUGUGUUGUUGGAUUUGUUGAAUAUAGGAAAUCUGAACAUGGCUAUUAGGAUAUUAAAUGAUGCUUCCAAAGAAGAGAUUAAACUAUAUAUCUGCUUUAUAUUUGGUCGGCAAGAAUUUAAGAGUGCUAUUUACUCAAGCAAUCUGAAUUCACUCCUCAUGUUAUUAUCAAAAUCUACCUUGCCACCAGAAUGUUAUCCCUAUAAAAUCAAUCGCAACGAGCUGAUAACAUCGUGGCUUAAUGAACUUAAUUAUUGGCAUAUUUGUAUUGAGUGGAUAUGCGAUGGCAACAUCCAAGCAGUUGAAUCUUUCUUGAGAUGGGCUUAUCAAUCUGCUGGAAUUGAAACAUUUAAGAAAACUAAGCGGCCUCCGUAUGUUAUCUAUUUGGCACUAAUAUUUUUGUCCAAUUAUGAGCUUGUGAAUCAUUUGAUGAAUUGGUAUUUCGAGACGAGGGAGGAAAUUCAACAAUUUAAAGCAGACUUUCUGCGAGAAAGUGAUAAUUAUUUUUUCAAGCUAUUCAUAGAAAUGCCGUUCAUUGUAUCAAAAACAGAAGGCAAUGCGUUACAAAAAUUUAUAAACUACAACUUGUCUUCUCUUGAAAUCACAGCAGAAUUUCGACUUAUUUGUCGUAGUUGUAUAGAGUAUGCACUGAGUAAAGGCUUUUUUGAAAGUGCCACCUUGCUUUUAAAUGCAUCUUUUGUUAAUAUCAAUGAAGUAAAGCGUUACAAAAACGAACUUAUACUAUCUGAGAAAGGAUUAAAAAAGGUUCUGCUCUUAAAUCAAUCACUAACUGAUGAUGACUGGAAUCAUGGGAAAGAAAUCGUAAUCUGGUCCUCGCCUCUAUCUUUAAAUACAGUCACAGAAUUAAAGUCACGAAUUCUGGAGCAGAAGACUAGUCACUCUUUCCAAGAUGAAUUGAAUCCACAGAUUUCAGCUCUCCUUGAAUUACUGGAGAGUGUUGUUGAGAAAGAUAGCAGAUGAUAGUUGAAAAUUUUUUUGCGAUCAAAAACGAAUGCAAAUAAAAUCAUAUUCUCUGUCAAAAGACAAAUCAUGUUUACUGUCAAACGUUUAAUUGUCUUAUAAUAAAUAUGUAACUCCGUUUUUUA
Molecule: messenger RNA, 2523 nt
Organism: Parasteatoda tepidariorum (common house spider)
Lineage: Eukaryota; Metazoa; Arthropoda; Arachnida; Araneae; Theridiidae
Source: RefSeq, a predicted model, not a curated record